Falco peregrinus (peregrine falcon) is the source of this 5251-nucleotide messenger RNA. It is a transcript of the gene SLC39A9, whose product is annotated as solute carrier family 39 member 9. Gene Ontology annotation, cellular component: membrane. Gene Ontology annotation, molecular function: metal ion transmembrane transporter activity. Gene Ontology annotation, biological process: transmembrane transport; zinc ion transport. The record is from RefSeq and is a predicted model, not a curated record. The transcript has 8 exons. The coding region runs from base 168 to 1085 and encodes 305 amino acids. Lineage: Eukaryota; Metazoa; Chordata; Aves; Falconiformes; Falconidae.
CAGGUUCCCUGCGCCUUCUCCCCGCGGCCGCGGCCCGCUUCAGGCUGCCUCUCCACGAGGAGCCGCCUCGGCACCCGCUGCGUCCCUCCGCCUCUCCCUGGGGGCAGUGGGGUGCGGGGGAAGGGGGAAGGUCCCGCUGCCUGAGGGACCGGACAGAAAGCAGCGAAAUGGAUGACUUCCGUUCCAUCUGCCUGCUGUCUCUGGCCAUGCUGGUCGCCUGCUAUGUGGCAGGAAUUAUCCCCUUGGCAGUUAAUUUUUCCGAGGAGAGAUUAAAGUUGGUGACUGUUCUGGGUGCUGGGCUGCUGUGUGGAACUGCCUUGGCUGUCAUUGUACCAGAAGGAGUACAUGCACUUUAUGAAGACAUUUUGGAGGGGAAGCAUCACCCGGCGAGUGAGAUGCAGCGUGUGAUUGAGUCUGAGAAGGUAGCAGAAAUCCCAGUUGCACAUGAGUAUGGCCAUGAUCAUUCCAGAUUGCAUGCCUACAUUGGUGUAUCCCUUGUCCUCGGUUUUGUCUUCAUGCUGUUGGUGGAUCAGAUAGGCAGCUCUCAUGUGCACUCUACAGAUGAUCCAGAAGCUGCAAGAUCAGGCAACUCCAAAAUCACCACAACACUGGGACUAGUAGUCCAUGCUGCAGCUGAUGGUGUUGCAUUGGGUGCAGCAGCUUCUACUUCUCAGACUAGUGUCCAGUUGAUAGUGUUUGUUGCCAUUAUGUUGCACAAGGCACCAGCUGCCUUUGGCCUGGUUUCCUUCCUGAUGCAUGCUGGGCUGGAACGGAAUCGAAUUAGGAAACACUUGCUCGUCUUUGCGUUAGCAGCACCUGUUAUGUCAAUGGUGACAUACUUAGGGCUAAGCAAGAGCAGCAAAGAAGCCCUUUCAGAAGUCAAUGCCACCGGAGUUGCUAUGCUGUUUUCUGCUGGGACUUUUCUUUAUGUUGCCACAGUUCAUGUCCUCCCAGAAGUAGGAGGAAUUGCUCAUAGCCACAAACCUGAAUCAACUGGAGGAAAAGGACUCAGUCGUCUGGAGGUUGCAGCCCUAGUAUUAGGAUGCCUUAUUCCUCUAGUUUUGUCCAUUGGACACCAUCACUAAAUGCUCAGAUUUCAGAGUUAUCCUCGAUUUGAUGUGAGCAGUAAAUGUUGGCUGCUCAGUUUAUCAUUAUCUCUUACCCAUCAUCCAUCCCAUCCACUUUAUGGAGUUCAGAGGGUACCUUGAUUGCAAAAUGAGGAAUACCAGGAUGGUUUUUAGUGUAGCAAAACGUACUUUGGCAGCCGGAUGUAAAUUCUAUGUAACUUUUCUGAAGACAUUUGCUAUUUUAAUUGUUACUUCUGGCCCUAUUCUCAGGGAAGAUGGAAUUUGGAGUUUAAGAAGAGUGAGCAGAGAAGAACAUAACGACUGGUCAUGAAAUUGCAAACACCAAAGUAUCCUGCAAUUCAGCUUUCACAGCUGAGAGCAAAACCGAAGGAUGGCUGCCUUGCGAGAGAUUGAAGACUUAUUAAUGAAGAAGGGGGCUCUCCCCCAUCAGUUCUAUGUUGUCCUGAUGAUGUGACUGAUCCUUGUAGUGUUUGUCGCUAGUUGUGUUGCAAAAAUGGGCUACACUUGGAACUCUGGACAACACUGCUAUUGUCACAGAAGUAUCGCUGAUAGGAAAGAAGUUAUGUAGACAGAAGUGUAGGAUUAGAGUAGGAAAUCAGCUGGUUAAGAAAGUGCAAAUGAAUUUUGCACUGUGUUCCAUUAUUUAAGACAAAGGAUAGAAGCAAGGAGAAUAGCAUUUUGGCUGUUUAUGCAAUUGUUAAUAAAUUUUAAAAAGGCAAUAUUUCUUGGAAGAUAGUCUUCUGCCAAGUCAGUGAAGUGUAGGCACCAAAAAUGUUAGCAGGAAUUCAGUAUUGGGUACCGUGAUUACACUGCUGCUACUGUUGAGAGAGGCACCCGUAGUGUCCUUUGAAAUCAAGCCGUUUGGGGCUCUGAGGAGUAGAAAUCCGGUUGAGACAGCUGUUGGGGGACCAGAGAACAUUACUAGUUCAUUUUCAAAAGUCUGAACUACUGAAUCCAGUUGGGAGUUGUGUGUGGAGGUUCCAUUAAAUAAAAGGUAUUAAGGUUAACCAAACAAGAUGUUUAGUUAAAUAUUUAUGCUACAGAUGGAGUACUGUGUUUCUAAAGAAAUUCUGAACAAAAGACUCAAAAAAACCCAACCUGGUGGGUCCCAGUGAAGCUGUUGGGCAUUUUGCUUUUCCUUUGGGAAUUGGGCAUUUGCCUCUUACUGAGAAGCAUCAGUUUUGGUCAAUCUGCUGGAGGACUUACUACUAACUGCUGAUGCCUUUCACCGCAGAAGAGUGAUAAAAGAUUCCUCCCUUUUCUAGGCACAGCCUUCUCUUGUCAGGCAUAAUUUCUGUUAUGCAAAAUUAUUACUAUACUCUUAACUGUAGUGCAUUGAAAAGUCAGGAAUGCUUGAUGUGCAGAGACUCAAUACAAAAUUCUUUCUUUAGGGGAAAACUUUUUAAUGCUGUACCCUUUUUAAGCUAUACUGUCUGCACUUUUUAAAGAUAACAUUGCCAAAUAUUUUUUUUUAAUCAAGUGGAUUUUCAAGGCUUGAAAUACCUUAACUAAAGUGCUUCUUGCUUCCAUUUGAAUGAGUGUGUCUAUUUUUCAUGCCAUAUAUUGCUUAUACUACAUAGGCCAUUGUGCCUUUUAACUUCUUUACAUUUUUGUAGUUCUGUUUGUCUGCAGUGUUUGUUCGGCAAUGGGUAUGGCCUGGCUCUUGGAUAGUGAUUGUGUUGUUGGCCUUGUAACAAUACAGGUGUGUCCCAGGAUCGAGCCUAGUAUGAUCCCCAGAAGUGCUCAUUUGUUUGUGUGUUUCAUUACAUAUAAUCAAUGCAAAAUUAUUAGAAGUCAUCUUUUUCCAUAAGACAGUAUUUUCAGGUAGAGUUAGCGUAUCAGGCCUAAGCAAGCAUUUUUCUUACAUUAGGCCUUUGAUAGUUAAUUCUCUUCUGAUGAGGCACUGCAAAAUCAGAUAUGGAUGAGAUCCUCUCCUGCAUGUUUUUAAGUCUUUUUUUUUUUUUUUUUUUUACAACAUACACAUGCAACUAGUAAGUUACCUGUUUGAAAACUUCAGUGAUACAGGUUGCCAACACCUGCGAAUGAUACACAGGGAACACACCAGAGCUCCCAGUGCUCUUCCUGAUUUCCCUCUACCUUCUUCCUUGAUAAUCUCACUGUUUUACUUUGCUUAAUCUUUCUGUGUGACUGUUUCCAAAAGCUGAAGAGUUUGCAAGAUCUGCAGCAGAAGCAGGAGACAGGUUAGUGCAGCACCAGAUGCUUACUUUUUAUAAAACAGUAAGGUUUUUUCUUUAAACUGUGGUCUGUCACUUGCACUCCACGCCACUAGUUAGGCUGGCAUCCUGACUGUGUUCCACUUGAGCCUCAUCUUGUGUAUAAUAACAACAGUUUAGGGAGGUACGUAGGUAGGGUUCCAUUUCGUGCCUUUUGUUCCAGCAUUGGAGCAUGUGGGUAGGACCUUCAUAUGUGGAUCAGUGUGUAUUGAUGAAGAUGUGGCAGACGGCCUAGUCACUGCUGACGUAACCUCUGGCAUAUUAAGGUAAGAGGUGUCACUUCUGAGAGGUCAUCUUUUUUUUUUUUUUUUUCUCCUGUCCCUCAGAUCAUGUUUCCAGUUUCUGGGGCAGCCACCAGAAAUAGUAAUACUCAAUGGUUCACGAGGCCAAGUUACAGCAGUAGGUGAGGGAUUUUAAAUGAAAACAUUGGCAACUUAAAAUUGGCACAAAAAUUCUGGUAAGAGUACUUUUCAUUUUGGCAUUAGGUUAAGUGAUAGGUUUUCUGUGAUGGUGGGUGGGUUUUUUUCCCCUACCCAUUUAGAACUAGCAACAUCAUUUUUUCCUUGGCUGCCUCUUAACUCUGUUGAACUUUUAUUUCAACUUCUGUAGAUGAAACUGCAGAGCUUUUCUUUAUGUGACAAAGAGCAUAUAAAAUAUUAAAUGGUCAAGCCUUUCCAAAUUGUUAGUUCCACAUGGUGGAUUAUUUUCUUGAAGCAGAGUUUUUUAAUCAGUUAAAUAAAAUGGUCCAUUUUAUCAUAGCCCCUUUUUUUACCUAUCUCCCCAUCUGUCACGGUAAAUCCAAGCACUGCAUGUAGUCAGGGCCAUCUGGUAUCAUUUUCUACUCCUCAGGGGACCUUGGUGCAAACAGAUUCCUCUUACUCUCUCUAGUAGCCAUCUCUGCCUGUGUUUUCUACUGUGAGGUAGGUGGCAGCAGGUCUAGCAGGUAAUGCUUUAACCAAGCGCCAGGCAUGUCCCCCUGUCCUUCUGUAUACCUCUAGGAAAUCUAUAAUCUUCUCAUCGGCUGUUUUUUCAGUUAAUGAUUUCUUAAUGGGCAACAGGAGUUGGACUAAAGCUGUUUCUGUUGAUCCUGGUGUGCCCAGGUACUUCCCCUGCUGUUAUAAUUCUUUUGCUGUUCCUUGUGUAAAGAAGGGAAAUACUUGUUUUUCAGCGCUCCAUGACAGAUGCAGAAGCUGCACUGACAUUCAUUUCAGUGAGGAUGGCAGAGCUGUCACAGCAAGUUAGGAAUUUUUGAUAGUUGAGGCAUGUCAGAUGGCUAGGUGUUAAACACAGAAACCUGCUGUUGACUUCAAAGAACUGUUUCCAGGUGGAUUGUGUUAAAGGAUAAUGUUAUCCAAGAGACCCAGGAAAAGUACUGAGUUUAUUCAGGAACUAGUUCAGAGCCCUCAAGGAGCUUUUGACAGUAGCAGAUGUGUCCCUGUGGUAUCAGCUGUAUGCAGAAUGAAAGAGGUGCUGUGGAAUAAGUGCUCCUCUUGCUCCCUUCCCGUUCUGUGCUGGGAUUUGGGAAGAAGAGGAGGAAAGUGCAUUCGUAUUCUUUUGGGGAUGGAAAGAGGAGAAGUGGUUGUGGUAUAGUGGGGAAGUUUAUGAUGGAUUUGAGAUUCUUUAUGAUGAGGUUCAGAUUACUGUUCACCUCAAACUUCUUUGAAAAAUAAAUUAAAAAAAAUUUCUUACUGUCCUUUUAUUACAUUUCUUAGCAGCCCUGGCUUUCCAGGGAAAAACAUCGCGUGGUCAUUGCUGUUUACCUGACUCCAAGUAUGGAACUGUAAUUUUAAUGUCUUUUUUCCAAACCAUUUGUACACAAAAUCAUUCCAUGAAUGGCUGCCUUAUAAUUUUUCCACUUUAAUUGUGAAUGGUUAAAAUAAUGUUGCCGGUUUCAAUUUGUUUUAUUAUAUUAAAUUUUUACUAGGUGCA